Aspergillus novofumigatus IBT 16806 is the source of this 1461-nucleotide messenger RNA. Its product is annotated as cytochrome P450. Lineage: Eukaryota; Fungi; Ascomycota; Eurotiomycetes; Eurotiales; Aspergillaceae. Gene Ontology annotation, molecular function: heme binding; oxidoreductase activity, acting on paired donors, with incorporation or reduction of molecular oxygen; iron ion binding. The transcript is spliced from 4 exons. The coding region runs from base 1 to 1461 and encodes 486 amino acids. The record is from RefSeq and is a predicted model, not a curated record.
AUGCUUUCUGACGCAGUUUCUGCAGCAAUCGACUGGACUGGUCAAGGGAUUUCCUGGGUGAAUCAGGAGUAUCCAUCUCUGACGAUAGCAGUUACCUCUGCUUGUGCUUUGGUUUUAUGGAGAAUUUGGCGGUUCACAAUAUUGCCUUCGUAUUAUCCUAACAAUCCGAAGGAACUGCCAUACUGGAUUCCUUGUAGAAAUUACUACAACAACAUCCAAGAUCCGUUCGCUCUGACCAUUGCUAAUUCUCUCAUCUACGUCAUCACUAAACCCCAAGAUGUCGCUGAAGCGUACCGCAACACUGACACUCUCUCCUUCAACGAGUUUGUGCAAGCCAUGAUGCGGGCCUGCGGGAACACGGAAUCGUGCGUAAAGUCAAUGUACAAGCCUCUGUCCAAGGACAAGCCCGGGUUCCCCAAUCCGCAUGGCAAACCGCUGGCGACCCUGGCGCGCCAGAUGCAUAUCCACCAGUUUGAUCUUCCAGCCGCUAAGGAAGAUGAGGGCAUUGUCCUGCCAUUGAUGCAGUGGUGCUCUGAUUAUUUCACCAGGGCCGGCCAGCGGGCGUAUUUUGGGCCGGCGUUGGACGGGAUCGACCCCAAGCUCCCGCAGACGUUUAUUGUUUUCGACGAGUUGAGCUGGCAGGUUCUGUAUCAGUAUCCUGAUUUCCUGGCGGGGGAGAUGAAAUCCGCGCGCAAUGCAAUACAGUGUGCGUUGAAGAAGUAUAUCCAACUGCCUCAGGAGACAAGGCAGGGUGAUGCAUGGUUCACAAAGGCGAUGGAGAACGAGAUGCGCGCGCUGGGGAUCAGCGAGGAUGACAUUGCGACGAUGCUUGUGACGAUAUACUGGGGGAUCAACACCAACACGCGCAAAGCAGCGUUCUGGUUACUCACCUACAUCCUUCACUACGGGCCUGAGCACUACGUCGACAUCAUCCGGCAAGAGACGCUGCCUGCCUUCUCGCCUGACAAGUCGAUCCCCGAUCUGGACUACCUACACGACAACUGCCCUCACCUCGACGCCAUGUGGAACGAAACGAUCCGCCUCUCUGCGUACUCUGCCUCCGUGCGCUUUGUGACGUCCGAUACCAUCAUCGGCGGCAAGAUCCUGCGCAAGGGAAACAGACUCAUGAUUCCCUACCGGCAACUGCACUUUGACGAGAGCAUCUUCGGCGUGGACUAUCCCGUAGAGGAGUUCCGACACGAGCGGUUCAUGCAGAAGGGGCGGAAUUUGACCCGCAGCGACAAUUGGCGGCCGUUCGGGGGCGGGACGACGCAGUGUCCUGGUCGAUAUGUCGCCAAGCGGUUUGUGUUGUUGUUUGUUGCGAUGCUCUUGCGGCGGUUUGAUGUGGAGCUGGUGACGAAAAGGAUCCCCGCGGCUGAGGAGGGGAAGCCUGUGCUGGGGAUUAUGUCAAUUAAGGAUGGGGAGGAUGUGUUGGUGAGAGUGAGACCGAGAGUGAUCUAG